CCUUGUUCGAUAAUUCUGGAACCAUCAUGAGGAAGACGGUGAAGCGAGAAUCAGAAGCCCCCGGCGGCAGCGGUGGCAAAAGAGAAGCAGACGAAGAGCCGGAGCGGUUGAGGUCUGUGAAGAAGGAGAAACAGAGAAAAACCGGAGCUGAAUUCGUACGACCCGAUGAGCCUCCUCCGACUCAUGAAGAAGAACAAGGAAUUUCUGAUCGGAGAAUUCUCAGAUCUAAGUAUCUCUCUCUUCAAAACGAAAUCAACGAUUCUAAAGAUGAUUUGAUGAAGAUUGAUUCUGACAAAUUCUCCAGAAUUAUUAAUGAAGUUGAAAACUUGCACAAACAGGUUCGGAAGCCUAGGGAACAAAUUGCAGACGCAGAGGCACUUCUGGAUAUAGCAAACACCGUAAUGUCAUCGGUGAAGUCUCAGUCUGCUCAUGGGGUUUCACCGGCUGAGUUUGUUAAUGCUUUGGUCAGUGGGUUUGGUCAAGGUUCUUUGGGAAUUGAUGCUGAUGAAACUGCCCAAGUAUCUUUAAAGUGGAAGGAUCUUGGGUUUGCUGUCUGUUCUACUGUUUUAGUAUCAUGUGGUUGUUCCACAAUGUUGGGACCUAUGGAUACUGAACUGAAGCAAAGGAAAAGGGCACCUAACAGAAAACGUACAAAGCCUGGUGAAGGUGUUCGUCCAGAUGAGGUAGAUGAUUCACAAUCAGAAGAGAAAACGGAUACAGACAAGAAUAUGGCAAUAAUGUUUACCAUCUUGGGGAAAAAGAGGCGCGUGCGGCUUGAGAAUUUGGUGCUCAAUAGGCGGUCAUUUGCACAGACUGUAGAGAAUCUGUUUGCGCUAUCUUUCUUGGCCAAAGAUGGACGAGUUGAGAUCAUUGUCGAUAAAAGUGGUUCUCAUUUCGCCUUGCCAAGAAAUGGACCUGAUGCAAUUCUGGUGAUGUCGGGUGAAGUCAUUUAUAACCAUUUUGUGUUUAGAUUAGAUUUCAAAGAUUGGAAGUUGAUGUCUGAAAUGGUGCCACUGGGCCAGGAGUUAAUGCCACACAGAGAAACUGCAGUCGCUUCAUCUUCUUGUCCCGCUGCAUCAGCAGAUUUCACACAAGAUACUCAGACAACACCGAUAAGAAAACUGUCGAGAAACCGAGGUUUGGUUGUACAAGAAGAAACUGUUGUAGAAGAAGAAACUGUUGUAGAAGAUACUCCUGACACCAAGGGUGAUGAAACUCGAAGGAGAUGUAAGCGGAAACUCACUUAGUCUGAAGGAGUGUAUAGAGAGAGUAGUGAGUUGAAACUCUUGUAUCUGUUUCAUUUUGUGACAUUAGCUUAAUGUCUUCACUAGGAUUGUUUUGUUCAUGGUAGGUUUUAGCAGUUAAGUGGCUUUGUCUUAACUCUUAAAAGAAGCCAUUAAAGCCUCUUUGGCUUU
This is a messenger RNA of Arabidopsis arenosa, 1415 nucleotides long. The record is from the annotation of a GenBank genome assembly. Lineage: Eukaryota; Viridiplantae; Streptophyta; Magnoliopsida; Brassicales; Brassicaceae.